Physcomitrium patens is the source of this 1611-nucleotide messenger RNA. Its product is annotated as GDSL esterase/lipase At5g03610. Gene Ontology annotation, molecular function: hydrolase activity, acting on ester bonds. The record is from RefSeq and is a predicted model, not a curated record. Lineage: Eukaryota; Viridiplantae; Streptophyta; Bryopsida; Funariales; Funariaceae.
AUGGCACUGAUCCUCAACCCAAUCCAACUACCAUGUGCGACAACAAGUGAACUGAUUUUGGUCCACUUCACUCAAAGUAGACUCUACACUGAAGCUGAAGACAUUGUUCAAAUGAUUACAAUCACAUCACUAUAUUCCUUCCAAGAACCAUCUGUUUUGCCAAAUUUGAAAUCUGACCAGCACACUUCGUUCAUAUACGCUCCAGUAUAUAUUGCAACCGAAGGCCAGACCGUCAUUCACUCCUCAUUUUCCGAUCAGGGCUCAGUCCAACUUGAGCGUUCAGAAACUUGGCAAUAUCAUUUCACCGCAUUGUCUAGAAUGGCGGCUCAUCCCACGAAGCGCAAAAACUCUGGGAACAGACCUGCUGCAGUGUUGACUGUUUUCUUGGCUGUGUGUUCGUUGCUAUCAACGCACUUCGGAUGCACUGACGGUGCCCAAGGUCUAUUCGUUUUCGGAGACAGCUAUACAGACACUGGAGAGAACUUGUAUUAUCCAUAUGGGAUGACAUGGCCAGGAGAUGGCACAGCCCGCCGUUCAUCAGACGGGCGCAACGAAGUCGACUUCAUUGCGGCGAAGCUCGGAGUGCCAUCCCCGACACCGUGGGAGGAUUUGCCCGGUAACGGAUACCAAAACAACGGCGGUGCGAAUUUCGGUGUGGGGGGCGCUGCAGUCACGUAUGCUUACGGGUGGAAGCCUCUGGACAAGCAAGUCGAUGAAUUUGAAGGGCUUGUGAAGGGAGGAACUUGGACAGCGGCACACCUGGCGCAAUCAGUGGCGCUGGUUUCUAUUGGAGUGAACGACUACACCUACUACAAUAAGCAAGGAAAUGGGGUCCAGGGUGUGAGCGCGUUCGUCGAUACGGUGGUUGGCAAGAUGGGAGACCAAAUGAACCGCAUUUCUAAACUAGGAGUGCGAAGCAUCAUGGUGGAGAAUUUGGUGCCCAUGUCGUGCAUGCCCUUCACAACUCUGUGGAUCAAUGGCGAGACGGGCUGCGUGAUGAACGACCUGCUCGACACGGAAACAAACUUGCACGAUGCGAGGCUUCAGGCCAAAGUUAACGAGCUCAACAAAGGAGGGGCCAACAUUAUGAUGCUGGAUCUGACCAAGGCGCUGCGUCGCUUGUUCGAGAAUGGACCCGCAUAUGGAUUCUCCGAUGCAUACAAACGAUGUUGCACGGGCUCCUGCGGUGGCGGCGAUGGCUACACGGUGUGCAACAACCCGCAGAAGCACGUGAUUUUUGAUAGUAUACAUCCCACUGAGGCUGCUUGGAAAGCGGUGACAAACUUCUAUACAUACUCCGCUGGGUACACCAAAGGUGCGACUUUGAACACAUGGUUUAAGCAGAACCAGAUGAUUACAUAGGAUUCAGGAACUGCCGACAAUCAGAGGGCAUUUGAGCACCUGUAGAAUGGCGAUCAGAGUCUGGCAAAUUGUAUGUGGAUAAUUUGACUACAAAAAAGUAUAGAAUGAAGGCGUACUCAAGUUGAGCUGUUGACUGAUCCUUGAAUGUACUAUACCUGAUGGUAACCCACUGUGAAGCCCGACAUUGCAAUUAAUGUAAGAUUUGUAACUAUCAUGGUCACUCUUGCGAAGUGAUUUGCACUUCAUUUA